AUGGCAGAGCAAACCGCAAACAAGGAACGGCAUGACGUAUUCCAAAAGCUUAAACCAUUUUGCGUCAAGAUUAGCCAACUGGCUAUCCAGGAGUCCGACUCAGCCGACGCCGCUCGUGAGCUCCUAGAUCUAACUGCUCAAGUCCUGGAUAUUCUGAAUACCCAGAUUCAAAAGAACCCAUCGGCCCUUGAUGAGAAGUUGGCCGAAUAUGUCUUCUUCCCACUAUACCACAUCUUUCGUCAAUUGGAACAUUAUCCUGCUCGCCUUAUCGAGAACUGUGUCAAAUGUCUUCAGUUGCUCAUCACACAUGGUUGGAAGACUAGGAUUUCGCCCCAGCUGGUCCAACAAAUAUUCAGCUUCCUUAUUUUCAUCAUCGAUGACGUUCCUGGAUUGAAGAAAAGAGACCGGGAUGUUCCAGAAGAACUGCAGCUGGAAGCUUUCAGAACGCAGUUGGCUCUGCUUACCACGGCAGGUCAAUCUGCCAGCGCCAUGACUGGGCUGACAGAAGGAGAUAGUAUGCCGGCGUUGGGUCAUGGGGUUACUGUUAUGCUCGGUGGCGCUGUAGACGGUAUUACACCACAAAUCCAACUCGAAGCCUUACGCGUACUGAACGCACUUUAUACCUCCUUGCGGGAUCAAGCAGCCCUAGCAAGCUUUCUCCCAGGAACCGUUUCUUCUUUAACCAAGUUGCUGUCAUCUCCAAAUAGGCAUAAAUCCACGGUAUUAGCGGAGAGUCUGAACGUUGUACAGACAGUCCUCACCAGGGUGUUAGGAGAUAUGCGAACACGGUCGAUCCUAGCGAAAGGCGGUAAGGAGGAUGAGAAACAGUCGGCGUCCUCCGACACGGACAAACUGUUGACUGCUGCAUGGCUUAGGGCAACAGCAGAUCAGGUCAAAGUGGCAUUGUCAAAUAUGAUGAAGCUUCGCACACAUUCUUCGCAAAACGUUCUAGAUGCUCUCGAGAGACUCUGCGUUUCACUCCUGGACGAGUGCCACAACUCUCUGUCUAAUUGCACCACACUACUGGUCGAGACAGCUAUUGUGCUGGAUAAAGGAGAGAGUGCUCCAACACCUUCUUUGUCCACGCAGACUAGUUUACGACAUCUAGUCAUCAUCUACCCUGAGCUUGGUGAUGCUAUAAAGACAGCCGUAUAUAGCUGGAUGUCAAGCCUGGCCCGCAUAAUGCAAGCCGGAGAAGAAGAGGCCAAGAAAACCGCGGUGCAUAACUUAUCCAAAGGAAUCGAAUUAUUUGAAAGUUUAGGAAUAGAGUCUUCGACUCUGGAGGACACAAUUGGCGGCGCAUUGCGAGACAGUAUUGUUUCUCUCAUCCAAUCUUCAAAGCAAGCACAACCAGCAAUCCAUUUGCAAUUACUAGAGGGAUCGCAAAACCAGCGAGAAUCAGCCAACGAACAGCCAUUCGAGCCAGUACUUAUGGCAAACGAAAGUCAACGGACGCUGAGACAAGAAGUCACAAACUUGAUAAGUCGCAUUGCCUCAACUUCGGUACACUCCAACAUCGCCGCUAGCAUGAUGGACCAUGCCCGAGAGUCAGACUCAACAGACCAGGUCGCAUCUCUGUGGCUCUGUUAUGAGUUAGUCAAGGCUUCCGAUGCCUUGAAUGCAGGCUCAGAUGCAUUCCUGGACCUUUCUGCUCUGGGCGGCUCAUCAGAUGACCUGGAGCCCAUUUUCGAGGACCUAUACUCUUACUCUGUCCAAAUUCUUGAGUCUCACGCUGAUUCAGAUCCUGUUGAUUGGCGCCUGGAAGCCAUUUCACUAGAAGUAGCAACCUACACCGCACAGAGACGUGGCGUAUCAUUCCGACCUGACCUGAUGGACGUCCUCUUCCCCGUUGCGACGUUCUUAGGGUCGGAGAACCCACUGCUGCAACAACACGCAAUAGCCUCUCUAAACAGCAUCGCACUAGCAUGCGAAUACUCCAGCGUGUCAGAAUUAAUAAUAGACAACGUCGACUAUAUGGUCAACUCCGUCGCCCUCCGCCUCAACUCGCUCGACAUUUCGCCCGCAUCAAUGCAAGUUCUAACGAUGAUGAUCCGACUCUCGGGGCCCAGAUUAAUCCCAUACCUAAACGAUGUCGUCGAAUCCAUUUUUGCUGCACUAGAAAACUACCACGGAUAUGUUCUCCUCGCGGAAAAUUUGUUCACCGUCUUGAAGGAAAUCGUUAACCAAGCAUCCGUCAUCAAUGAGCGGUUGUUAACCGAUGGCGAGAAAACCAUGAUAAACCACAAGAAAAAACCACGUCCAAUCCUCGGCCUCGACGCCCUCCUCGACGACCUAGAUAAGCGAGAGGCAAGACGCAUUCGAGACGAGGAGGAAGCGAAAUCAUUUGCCCAAAUAAAAGGCCACCCCAAAGAACCAUGGAGUUCCAAAACCAAACAAGAAGAAGACGACGAUGACGGUCGUCCACCUCCUGAGCCUGAAAAGCCACCCAACUCACCAACGUACCAGCUCCUUUUGAGAAUCGCCUCCCUAACACAACACUACCUCACCUCCCCGACGGCCCGACUCCGCCGCUCCCUCCUCGAACUCCUAACCACCGCAUCAACCAUCCUCGCUGGCGACGAGGACUCCUUCCUGCCACUCAUAAACUCCAUCUGGCCGGUGGUCAUUGAACGUCUCCGCGACCCCGAGCCCUUCAUCAGCAUCGAGGCUUGCCAUGCACUGGUCGGUCUCUGCCGCGCAGCAGGAGACUUUCUCAGCACGAGAUUCAAGACCGAGUGGGGCGAAUGGCUUCGCGACUGGUGUCGAAAGACGAAAGCUAACGCUGAAGGACGCAAAGCCCACAGUCUCCCGCGUAUUCCUGAAAAGGGGCAAAGCAUCAUGAUCCCCAUUCGCUCCGGAGACGGGCUACAAAUUAAAGGUAAACCGGUAGAGUCGGGAUCUAACACUUCGUCUGGAAGUUUGGGGCAGCACGCUUCACCGGUGAAGACGUGGGAAGCGGUCGUGGCGUUGCUCACUGCAUUAGUGGAAUACGUCCGUGUUGACGAGGUGAUGUUUGAUGAUAUUCUGGAUUUAUUGGCGGACGUAAUGGAGAGUAACAAGGAAGUGAGGGAGGCUUUGGAAGUUAUUAAUGCAGAUGCGGUGUGGCUGGUGAGGUACGAGAAGGGGAGGGAAGAAUUGCUACCUACGCCGGUAGUGGACGGUUUUCACUUUGUAGAGAUGGAGCAACUACCUCGGUCCUAA
This is a messenger RNA of Metarhizium brunneum ARSEF 3297, 3201 nucleotides long. RefSeq names its product TEL2-interacting protein 1 (gene tti1). Lineage: Eukaryota; Fungi; Ascomycota; Sordariomycetes; Hypocreales; Clavicipitaceae. Gene Ontology annotation, cellular component: cytoplasm. Gene Ontology annotation, biological process: chromatin remodeling. The record is from RefSeq and is a predicted model, not a curated record.